This is a messenger RNA of Rasamsonia emersonii CBS 393.64, 1011 nucleotides long. RefSeq lists its product as uncharacterized. Lineage: Eukaryota; Fungi; Ascomycota; Eurotiomycetes; Eurotiales; Trichocomaceae. The record is from RefSeq and is a predicted model, not a curated record. Gene Ontology annotation, molecular function: glycine transmembrane transporter activity. The transcript is spliced from 2 exons. Gene Ontology annotation, biological process: glycine import into mitochondrion. Gene Ontology annotation, cellular component: mitochondrial inner membrane; mitochondrion. Bases 1 to 1011 code for a protein of 336 amino acids.
AUGUCUCAUGUCUCUACCCUCUCUGGGUCGUCGCAGUCUAAUGGGAAGACUUCGACGUCUUCCAAGACUACGUUCCACUUCCUAGCAGGGCUCUUGUCCGGCCUGACCUCCUCCAUCCUCCUUCAGCCCGCUGACCUGCUGAAGACCCGCGUCCAGCAAUCCCGGCAGACUGCGUCUCUCCUCCCGACCAUCCGAUCUAUUCUCUCCUCUCCUCACCCCGUCCGCAGUCUAUGGCGCGGUACGCUUCCCUCCGCCCUCCGAACUGGUUUCGGGUCGGCGCUGUAUUUCACCUCCCUCAACGCCCUCCGCCAAGCUGUCGCGCAACGUGGUCCUGCAAUCGCUCUGGCCGAUAGUAAUGCUGCUAACCGUGGGAACGGCUACUCCUCAUCCGCGCUGCCCAAGCUCUCACAUACCGCGAACCUCGUCACCGGCGCCGUCGCCCGGGUUGCAGCAGGCUUCGUGAUGAUGCCUGUGACCGUACUGAAGGUGCGGUACGAGUCGGACUAUUAUGCCUACCGCAGCUUGCUGGGUGCCGGGCGGGAUAUCGUCCGGACGGAGGGCGUCAAGGGUCUCUUCACGGGGUUUGGGGCCACAGCUGUGCGGGAUGCGCCUUACGCAGGGCUCUACGUCUUGUUCUACGAGCAGUUUAAACGAAAUCUGUCCGGGAUCGUCGACAGCCGCUCUUCCUCAUCGUCAGAUAACAAGCUUCCGAUAUCGUCUUCGACGAUCAACUUCGCUUCGGGGGCCUUUGCGGCCGGCCUGGCGACGGCGAUCACCAAUCCCUUCGACGCCGUCAAGACGCGGCUGCAGCUGCGUCCGGAGAAGUACCGGAACAUGGUGCGUGCUGUCAGUUUGAUGGUCCGCGAGGACGGUGUCCGCAGCCUCUUCAGUGGGCUGGGUCUGCGCAUGGCUCGCAAAGCCCUCAGUUCCGCACUGGCCUGGACGGUUUACGAGGAACUCAUCCUGCGUGCCGAAAGAAGGUGGUCGGUCCAGGAUGGAAUCAGUCUGUAA